AAGCCCGAGCGUCUAGCUCGCUGCGGGAAGCUGGGAUCCUCGCUGCGCUUGAGCCCGGACACAAUGAGGGGGAAGAGCCCGGCCGCGCCUGUGGAGACGGCCGAUUCAUUCUUUGGAGAAACGGAGUCGUCAGUCACUGCUGAGUUAGUGCCUACCUCAUCAUGGAACAUUUCAAGUGAGCUCGACAAAGAUUCCUACCUGACCCUGGAAGAGCCAAUGAAUAACAUCACCACGUCCCUGGGCCAGACCGCAGAACUGCACUGCAAAGUCUCUGGGAAUCCACCUCCCACCAUCCGCUGGUUCAAAAAUGACGCGCCUGUGGUCCAGGAGCCCCGGAGAAUUUCCUUUCGGGCCACCAACUACGGCUCUCGGCUGCGGAUCAGAAACCUUGACACCACGGACACGGGCUACUUCCAGUGCGUGGCAACCAAUGGCAAGAAGGUGGUUUCUACCACGGGAGUCUUGUUUGUCAAGUUUGGCCCUCCUCCCACUGCAAGUCCAGGAUACUCAGAUGAGUACGAAGAAGAUGGAUUCUGCCAGCCUUACAGAGGGAUUGCGUGUGCGAGGUUUAUCGGCAACCGCACAAUCUAUAUGGAGUCUUUGCACAUGCAAGGGGAAAUAGAAAACCAGAUCACAGCUGCCUUCACGAUGAUCGGCACCUCCAGCCACUUAUCUGAUAAGUGCUCUCAGUUCGCCAUUCCUUCCUUGUGCCACUACGCCUUCCCUUACUGUGAUGAAACCUCAGCUGUCCCAAAGCCCCGCGACCUGUGUCGCGAUGAAUGUGAAAUCCUGGAAAACGUCCUGUGUCAAACAGAGUACAUUUUUGCAAGGUCGAAUCCCAUGAUUCUGAUGAGGCUCAAGCUGCCCAACUGUGAAGACCUCCCCCAGCCGGAGAGCCCCGAAGCUGCACACUGUAUCCGGAUCGGAAUCCCCAUGGCCGAUCCUAUAAAUAAAAAUCACAAGUGCUACAACAGCACUGGUGUGGACUACCGGGGGACUGUCAGCGUGACCAAAUCAGGGCGCCAGUGCCAGCCGUGGAAUUCCCAGUACCCCCACACGCACACCUUCACCGCCCUCCGUUUCCCGGAGCUGAAUGGGGGCCAUUCCUACUGCCGCAACCCAGGCAAUCAGAAGGAAGCUCCCUGGUGCUUUACCUUGGAUGAAAACUUUAAGUCUGACCUGUGUGACAUUCCUGCAUGUGAUUCAAAAGAUUCCAAGGAGAAGAACAAGAUGGAAAUCCUGUACAUCCUGGUGCCGAGCGUCGCCAUCCCCCUGGCCAUCGCCUUGCUCUUCUUCUUCAUCUGCGUCUGCCGCAACAACCAGAAGUCGUCAUCGCCACCCGUCCCGCGGCAACCAAAGCACGUCAGAGGCCAGAAUGUAGAGAUGUCCAUGCUGAACGCCUACAAACCCAAGAGCAAAGCCAAAGAGUUGCCUCUCUCUGCCGUACGUUUCAUGGAAGAACUCGGUGAAUGUGCCCUUGGGAAGAUCUAUAAAGGUCAUCUCUACCUCCCGGGCAUGGACCAUGCCCAGCUGGUGGCCAUCAAGACCCUGAAAGACUACAACAACCCCCAGCAAUGGACGGAGUUUCAGCAGGAAGCCUCCCUGAUGGCCGAACUGCACCACCCCAACAUCGUCUGCCUUCUCGGGGCCGUCACCCAGGAGCAGCCUGUGUGUAUGCUCUUCGAGUACUUGAAUCAGGGGGAUCUCCACGAGUUUCUCAUCAUGCGGUCCCCACACUCCGACGUGGGCUGCAGCAGCGACGAAGACGGGACUGUGAAAUCCAGCCUGGAUCAUGGAGAUUUUCUGCACAUUGCCAUCCAGAUCGCCGCCGGCAUGGAGUACCUGUCGAGUCACUUCUUUGUCCACAAGGACCUUGCGGCUCGCAAUAUUUUGAUCGGAGAACAACUCCAUAUAAAGAUUUCAGACCUCGGGCUUUCCAGAGAAAUCUACUCCGCGGAUUACUACAGGGUGCAGAGCAAGUCUUUGCUGCCCAUUCGCUGGAUGCCCCCUGAGGCCAUCAUGUAUGGCAAAUUCUCCUCGGAUUCGGAUAUCUGGUCCUUUGGGGUCGUCUUGUGGGAGAUCUUCAGUUUCGGACUCCAGCCCUAUUAUGGGUUUAGUAACCAGGAGGUGAUCGAGAUGGUGAGGAAACGACAGCUCUUGCCUUGCUCGGAAGACUGCCCACCCAGGAUGUACAGCCUCAUGACGGAGUGCUGGAGUGAGAUUCCUUCCAGGAGGCCGAGAUUCAAAGACAUCCACGUGCGGCUCCGGUCCUGGGAGGGGCUCUCCAGUCACACCAGCUCUACCACCCCUUCGGGGGGAAACGCCACCACGCAGACGACCUCCCUCAGCGCCAGCCCAGUGAGUAAUCUCAGCAACCCCAGGUAUCCCAAUUACAUGUUCCCAGGCCAGGGGAUCACACCACAGGGCCAGCUUGCUGGUUUCAUCGGCCCGCCCCUACCUCAGAACCAGCGAUUCAUUCCCAUCAAUGGAUACCCCAUACCUCCCGGAUAUGCGGCCUUUCCAGCCGCCCACUACCAGCCCGCCGGGCCUCCCAGAGUGAUUCAGCACUGUCCACCCCCCAAGAGUCGGUCCCCAAGCAGUGCCAGUGGGUCGACCAGCACCGGUCACGUGACCAGCCUGCCCUCGUCGGGAUCCAACCAGGAAGCCAAUAUCCCUCUUCUGCCCCACAUGUCCAUUCCAAAUCAUCCCAGUGGCAUGGGGAUCACUGUCUUUGGCAACAAAUCUCAAAAACCCUACAAAAUAGACUCGAAGCAACCGUCUUUGCUAGGAGACUCCAAUAUUCAUGGACACACCGAAUCUAUGAUCUCUGCAGACCUGUAAAAUGCACAACUUUUGUAAACGUGGUAUACAGGACAAACUAGAAAGCCGUAGACGAAAUUUCUAUUCAAAUGUUUUUAUUAAAGUAAGGUUCUCACUUAGCAGACGUUGCAACGAGUAUCUUCUGUGAAGUUUAACUGCGUCUUACCAAGCAGGACAGACACUAGCCAGA
Carlito syrichta (Philippine tarsier) is the source of this 3010-nucleotide messenger RNA. It is a transcript of the gene ROR1, whose product is annotated as receptor tyrosine kinase like orphan receptor 1. Gene Ontology annotation, molecular function: ATP binding; protein binding; protein kinase activity. Gene Ontology annotation, biological process: multicellular organism development; cell surface receptor protein tyrosine kinase signaling pathway; positive regulation of canonical NF-kappaB signal transduction. Gene Ontology annotation, cellular component: signaling receptor complex. NCBI's taxonomy places the organism in Eukaryota, Metazoa, Chordata, Mammalia, Primates, Tarsiidae. The transcript has 9 exons. The coding region runs from base 64 to 2841 and encodes 925 amino acids. The record is from RefSeq and is a predicted model, not a curated record.